Molecule: messenger RNA, 3231 nt
Organism: Anolis sagrei ordinatus
Lineage: Eukaryota; Metazoa; Chordata; Lepidosauria; Squamata; Anolidae
Gene: ELF2
Product: E74 like ETS transcription factor 2
Biological process (GO): regulation of transcription by RNA polymerase II; cell differentiation
Cellular component (GO): nucleus
Molecular function (GO): DNA-binding transcription factor activity, RNA polymerase II-specific; sequence-specific DNA binding
Source: RefSeq, a predicted model, not a curated record
UCCCCCCCCCCCCGCGCGGGCCUUCCCUCCCUGUUCUCUGCGCCCUCGCGCUAUCCUCCUCCUUCUCUCUCUCUCUCUCUCUCUCUCCUGCUGCCGGCUGUUUUCCUCCUCCUCCUCCUCCUCCUCCUCCUCCCUUCGGCCUGAGCGAAGACGUGACGCCGCUUUCCCUUUUGACACAUAAACAAGAAUUUCUUAUCUCAGUAUCACAGAAGUGGAAUUGUGGAAAUACUCUGCCUCGUUUAGAAACUUUGUGUCUCUCCAGCUUUCAGCAUUACUAUUGUUGAGAAGAUACACAUCCUUUCCUGUCAGUCUUGUAAUUCUUCCAAGGAAUGUACAAUGACAUCAGCAGUAGUUGACAGUGGAGGUUCCGUUCUGGAGUUCGACAGCAAUGGAGUACAAAUCGUUUGCGAGGAGAAUGAGCCUGUCUCUGAGUAUCCAGCCGUAAUAGUAGAACCCGUACCCAGUGCCCGACUAGAACAAGGGUAUGCUGCACAGAUCUUUGUCUAUGAUGAUGAAACAUACCUGCUACAAGAUGUUGCAGAAGAACAAGAAAUCGAGACUGAAACUGUGAGAACAGUGGAGGCAUCUGUCCAUGGCAGCAAUGUGCACUGUUCAGAUAAGACCAUUGAGGCAGCAGAAGCCUUACUUCAUAUGGAGUCUCCAACCUGCUUAAGAGAUGUUCGAACUCCCGUGGAAGUUCUUGUCCCACCUUGUAUGUCAACCCCAGAAUUCAUUCAUGCUGCAAUGAGACCUGAUGUGAUUGCGGAAACAGAAGUGGAGAUAUCUACAGAGGAGUCUGAACCAAUGGACACAUCGCCUAUAUCUACUUCUCCAGAAAUUCACGAGCCAAUGAAAAAAAAGAAAGCAGGCCGUAAACCAAAGACCCAAGUGCCAUCAGCUAUUUCCAGUGCAUCUCCAGACUUGGGCAUGAAAAAGAAACCAAGAGAAGGCAAAGGAAAUACAACCUACUUAUGGGAAUUCCUUCUAGAUCUCCUUCAGGACAAAAACACUUGUCCACGAUAUAUCAAGUGGACUCAGCGGGAGAAGGGCAUCUUUAAACUUGUGGAUUCAAAAGCUGUUUCCAAACUAUGGGGAAAGCACAAGAACAAACCUGACAUGAACUAUGAAACAAUGGGAAGAGCGCUGAGAUAUUACUAUCAAAGAGGAAUUUUGGCAAAGGUUGAAGGCCAAAGGCUUGUAUACCAGUUUAAGGAAAUGCCUAAAAACAUUGUGGUUAUUGAUGACAAAAGUGAAUGCAGCACUGAGGAGUUAUCAAUCCCCACGGAUGAGAAGUCAUUGGAACGAGUGUCUCUCUCUGCAGAAAACCUCUUGAAAGCAGCAGCCUCCGCUCGCGCAGGAAAAAACGCUUCUCAGUUGAACUGCACCCGAAUAGAGAAGCCUGUUACCAGAGUGGUGAAUAUCUCGUCAUCAGGGCACGAAAUCACAUCUUGUUCUCCUCCCACCACCACGGUCCCAGCAACACCUGCUCCCAGGACUGUUCGUGUGGCCAUGCAAGUGCCUGUUGUCAUGACAUCUCUGGGACAGAAAAUAUCCACUGUUGCAGUGCAGUCUGUAAAUACAGGGUCACCAUUGAUGACUAGCACAAGUCCAACAACAGCAGCAACCCCAAAGGUAGUAAUCCAGACAAUCCCUACGAUGAUGCCAGCAUCUACUGAAAAUGGAGAGAAGAUCACGAUGCAGCCGACAAAAAUAAUCACUAUCCCUGCCACACAACUUGCACAGUGCCAGUUGCAAGCAAAGACUGGUUUGCCUGGGACAGGCAGCAUUAACAUAGUUGGAACGCCACUGGCUGUGAGAGCACUUACCCCAGUAUCCAUAGCCCAUGGGACACCAAUGAUGAGACUUUCCAUGCCUGCCCAGCAGGCAGGUAGCCAUACUCCUCCCAGAGUUAUUAGUGCUGUCAUAAAAGGCCCAGAGGUCAAAUCUGAAACCAUGGCUUUAAAGCAGGAAGGCAGCGAGUAUAAGACGCUGCAACUUGUGCAAGAAGAAAAGCCGGCAGAUGGAACCAAGACAGUUACUCACGUGGUCGUCGUCAGUACGCCCUCCGCCAUUGCCCUCCCGGUCACUAUGAAAGCAGAGGGAAUAGUAACGUGUGAGAAAUGAAGACGAAGCAGCUAUGAACAUUCAUUUGCAGAGACUCUUGUGGGAAUGAAGCAAACUGACAUAUUUAGGGAGACAGGGAAAUGAACACACAAUCAAGAAGAUAUAAACGAUUUUGAAAAAUUGUUAAUAGUUAUGCAUAUAUUAGAAAUUUACUGGAAAUUCAAUAAUGUCCCAUGUUUCAAUGGGAACUGAACCACAUCCACAUACUGACACAAUUGCCUCUUGCAAACUGGGCAGCUAACAAAGCUGUUGAAGUUGGGAAAUUGGAAAGGACUGAAAAGAGAGAGGGCUCAAGAGGCUUCUUGCAUGAGCAAGGUACACUAAGACAUAGAACACUAAGCAGGUUCUGUGCGGGUCACUUGGUUGUACAUGAUUUGGGCGGAAGGAAGAGGCUCACUGUUACAAAUGACAAAUCUGAUGCAUUUUAGUGUGCAUACCAGCAGCAAUUACCACUGUGUCCUCACAGGAUCCAACUGGUGCUAUGUGAAAAAAAAAACUGCUACUAAGUAUUCUAGAAUGUGAAUAAAAGGAAAGGAUUAAAAGAGUUUCCAUGAGAAGAUGAAGAUCUAGAAGGAUUUUUUUGUAUCAUACAGCUUAAGCAGAUUUUUAAAAUGAAAGCCUUAGACUGAUUUUCAGUUACCUUUCUUGAAAUAAGCUAAUGGCUUGUUUGUGUAAAACAUUUUUUAUUAAAACAAUUUUUUAAAAAAUCUUAUACCUAGCACAGUAUUGUUAUAGAAUUACAUGUAACAUAUUUUGUACAGUAGUCAGGUCUGUCAGUUUCUUAAUUGUGGGCAAAAUGGCCAUCGGGCUGUUUUGGCCUUUUGCUACACCAGGCUUGGGUUGCCCACGGAGCCCCGACAUCUGUGCAUACAUUUCAGCUUCAGCUUCUACUCUGUCACUUGAAAGGUCACGCUUGGCAUGAACUCAUGUCAGGUAGUUUAAAAAGCCUGUACAUUUUUUUUAGUUGAAGUUAGAGGGAAGUACCAGUGUUCAGAAUGAACUAUAAUAGUUUGUAUAUUCAACAUUUAAAGUAUAUUCUAUUUUGUUGUACUCUUGUUUCAAAGUGUAUUCAAGUAGGUUUUACUGAAAUACAAACCUGAAAUUUAA